Cyphellophora attinorum is the source of this 432-nucleotide messenger RNA. RefSeq lists its product as uncharacterized. Bases 1 to 432 code for a protein of 143 amino acids. The transcript is spliced from 2 exons. The record is from RefSeq and is a predicted model, not a curated record. NCBI's taxonomy places the organism in Eukaryota, Fungi, Ascomycota, Eurotiomycetes, Chaetothyriales, Cyphellophoraceae.
AUGUCUCCAACUCUCUCUGCGCCGCCUUGGGUCAAACCCGAACCGAAUCUGUGCAGUAUGCCCACCGAAAUCCUGGAGAAGAUCAUUGGCUUCGCCAUGCCGGACAGCCCUAGCCUCGGAGUCACCGCAUGGUACCGAGUCAGAAGCUGGGGCUCGAAUCGUGAAACCGACGUCUGGGAGCAAGGGUAUCCUUUCUACUGGCACCCGAGCCAACGAUGGGUUCCCGGUCUGCUCCUCGUAUCGAAGGCUAUCCGCCGAGUUACUCGGGAAACUCUGGCUUAUCGCACCGAUUUCAAGGUCUUCGCGCUCCCGACAUAUGUAAACUUUGUUCACAAAGUGCCGACUGAACUCAAGGAAAAGGUGAAGCGGUACUUCGACGAAUUGCUGACGAGGGAUGAAGAGCACGGUCUACCGGCUCGGGCCACGCUCUGA